Messenger RNA from Dujonia railenensis, 1236 nucleotides. The record is from the annotation of a GenBank genome assembly. NCBI's taxonomy places the organism in Eukaryota, Fungi, Ascomycota, Pichiomycetes, Serinales, Debaryomycetaceae.
AUGGGUAGAGAGAUCGUCAUUGGGCUAGUUGGUAAGCCUUCAUCCGGUAAAUCUACUACAUUGAACAGUUUGACAGAUGCUAAUGCAAAAGUUGGUGCAUUUCCCUUUACAACUAUUGACCCCAAUAAGGCUACCGGAUAUUUAGAAGUUGCUUGUGCAUGCUCUAGAUUCCAAAAACAAUCAUUAUGCAAACCAAACUAUGGAUACUGUAGAAACGGGAAAAGAGGAGUACCUAUCAUGCUAUUAGAUGUGGCAGGUUUAGUCCCCAAUGCUCAUCUUGGAAAAGGCUUGGGUAACAAAUUCUUAGGUGAUCUCACUGAAGCAGAUUGUUUAAUUCAUAUUGUUGAUGCCAGUGGGACGACAAACGCAGAAGGGAAGGCUACAAGAGGUUACGAUCCCUUACAAGACAUUGAAUGGUUACAAGACGAGAUUUACCAGUGGAUCUUAGGAAAUCUUAUGGAAAGAUGGGGGUCAGUGGUGAGAAGGCAUACAUCGACUAAAUCUACCACCUUAGAAACUUUAAGACAGCAAUUAGGUGGUUACUCUGCGAAUAAGCAAUUAAUUGGCCGAGCUCUAGACCUCGUUCCUCAUGUGGGACCAUUGCAGGAAUGGGACAAUGAUACUGUAGGGGAAGUUGUCAAGGCGUUCAUGAAAGUCAAGUUCCCAACUGUCUUAUCGUUGAACAAAAUGGAUCACCCUGAUGCCGACAAAAACGUCUCCAAAAUCAUUUUACAGCAUACAGAACUGAAGUGUGUGUUGACAUCAUCCAUAACCGAAGUUUUCUUACGAAAAUUGGCUGCACAGAAAUACAUCAAAUACGAUUCUGGUACUGAAUUCGUGGACACGAAAGACGAUCUUCCAGAUGACCCAGAGUUGAAACCAUUGGACGAGAAGAUACGUAAAAGAAUCGAUAACAUAAGAGACUUGGUAUUAUAUAGAUUUGGAUCGACAGGGGUAGUCCAGCUUUUGCAAGCUGCAGCAGAUGUGCUCGACCUUGUGCCAGUGUAUCCCGUACGGAAUGUACAUAGUUUUACCGGGGGUUCAGGCACAGAGGUAUUUCGCGACUGUGUGCUAGUUAAGAGAGGUACUGCUGUUGCAUCAGUGGCCAAGAAAAUCAUGGGAGAUGUUACAAUUGCCAUGAUUGAAGGUGUCAACGGGACUAGAGUUGGGGAAGAAGAUACAGUUGACAUCGGCAAAAACGAUAUCUUGUCGUUCAAGAUUGUGCCAGGUGGUUAG